AGAAAAUCCUGGCUCGUGCGAUGCGACCUCUUGGCUCUCGCUAGGUUGUAUGUGUGUGUGUGUUUAAAAGCCUAAUCUACCGCACCAGCGGCCUCUAGUGUCUCCUCCUCCUCUAUCCCUCGCAAAGCAAACACACACGCGCUUUCUCGGUGCCACCACCAGCAGCACCCCGUCUCCGUCCCGGCCCCCGACGCCCGGCGGGACAUGAAGAAAGACGAGGAGGGCGCCAAUGCCACCGUCGCCGGCGACGGCGACGCACGACGACGUUCCGCGCUCCCCGUCCGCCUGCUGCCGCUCCGGUGACGGUGACCCCUACCUAGCUCUCUCCUUCGUCCUCGCCUUCUGAGUCGCCGUCCUUCUUGCCUCUAUGGAGCGAGCUCGCCGUCGCCGUUACCGUCGUCGUGGUGCAGACCAGCGGCUCAGCGGAUUGAGGGGAGCCCUGGCGGCGGAGAAGGCGUCGUACGUGUCCUGGUGAUGGGUGCGGAUUUGGCAUGCGGGAAAGCCAGGCAUCGUUUUUUUUUAAUUUCCCCCCUCGGUGGUGAUUGUUGCUAGCUGUUGCUGCUUUUGUUGUCAGUUUUAGCCCCCUUUUUUCACCUUCUCUCUUCUUUUUGACCCCCCCUCCCAACUACUUUGUAGUUUUGCCAAUCACGGUUCUACUAAGAACAUAUCGGUUAUCGGAGAGCGAAAUGUUCGUGCGGAUUCUGCUCUUUAUCUCUCUCCCUCUCUCUAUGUAUAAAGCUGGCUACCAUGCUUUGGCAACACGCGCGACUUAACUGCAGCUGUGCAAUGCUACAGCCUACAGCAGCUCAAUUAACUAACUAGUCCAAUACGAAAUAGGAGUACCUUUCUCUCAUCAUUCUUCUUUUUUACAUGAUGCAAGCAAACAAUGUCCUUCGGUGAUGAUUAUUACCUUCUGAAACCAUGAAUCCUGCCUGCCUUUUGUUUGUUUGUGUUUCAACUGUGUGUCUAAUAGUGCAAUGCAGUUACUGUUUACUGCAGCUACUGUGCAUGUAAAGCGUGGCAUAAUAAUGUAAUCCCCGGUAGAUUUUCAGCGCUAAGCAUUUCUCGUGCAGAUAAGAUAGAGCAGCAGCAGCCCGCAGCUGAUCCUUACCGCUGCGGCUGUGUAUCAAUUAGGCCUCGCCGGCUGCACUAGCCAUGAUGAAUCCCAUGGAGAAGAGAGGAGAAGAGAAGAGAAGCUAGCCACAAAAGGGAUGAGGUGACAGAUGAGGGGGAGAGCCAGACAGACAACCUAACUGGCGAACCCUAUGCAGUCAGAUGCCCCUGCCUCUGACCAGGCAAAAACUUCAGCGGUCCCCAACGAUGCAGCAAAAUGGCAUUCAGAGGCAGUAGUGAUCGGCGAAACCAGACGGGCCCUCUGCGUGCUGUAUUUUGUGUUGCACACAGGAUGGGCAUAGCUUGGUUCUAUGAUUGAGCUGUCAUUGGUGAUAUGGGAAGCAGCGGGUUCUAAGAACUACUCGUGUACUGCCUGAUAUUAUUGUUGUUUGUUCUGGGAUGUGCUGCGGGCGUGCCUGAUAAAUGGGCGAUGGCAUGCAUACAGUUGUUCUCAAUCUUGUGACCUUGUUAAGAACCACAUGAUAAUGCGCAUGUAUGUAUGUACUCCAA
This is a messenger RNA of Zea mays, 1623 nucleotides long. RefSeq lists its product as uncharacterized. The coding region runs from base 1266 to 1415 and encodes 49 amino acids. The record is from RefSeq and is marked validated. NCBI's taxonomy places the organism in Eukaryota, Viridiplantae, Streptophyta, Magnoliopsida, Poales, Poaceae. The transcript has a single exon.